AUGAGUUAUGUACGUGAUCCAAUUAUUUGGGCGCGCGCUCAUUACGCGCUAAGUGUGAAAUAUGGCCGGCGUUAUUACGCCGCUGACUCUCGCCCCCCAGCGGGGAGACCUAGGGGCCGGGGAUUCAGGGUGAGCCGAGAGUGGAAGGAGGGGGGGGCUGCAGCGUUGCAACUGCUACAGUGCCACCACCGACACUCGACCCCCGGUCUCCACCGUACCCCACCCCCGCUACGCCUGCAGCCGCCCGCCCGCGGCCACGGAGCGACCCGCCCGCCCAGCGAUCUAUGCAAUUUUGCAAAAGAAAAUACUCUUACUCUUUUGUUUCCUCCACAUCUACAAGUAAAAUAA
Messenger RNA from Leptosia nina, 348 nucleotides. The record is from the annotation of a GenBank genome assembly. NCBI's taxonomy places the organism in Eukaryota, Metazoa, Arthropoda, Insecta, Lepidoptera, Pieridae.